Messenger RNA from Carassius auratus (goldfish), 406 nucleotides. RefSeq names its product G2/M phase-specific E3 ubiquitin-protein ligase-like. The transcript is spliced from 2 exons. The record is from RefSeq and is a predicted model, not a curated record. Bases 1 to 390 code for a protein of 129 amino acids. Gene Ontology annotation, molecular function: ubiquitin-protein transferase activity. Lineage: Eukaryota; Metazoa; Chordata; Actinopteri; Cypriniformes; Cyprinidae.
AUGUUUGUCAGUGAGGAGAUUCCACUGCAGGCGAAGGACCUAUGCACUUUAUUUGAUGUGGACUUCUCUGUGCAAGGCAGCAACAGGAGAGACCGAGAAAACAUGACAAUAUGCUUUUGGCGUGACUGGUUAAUUGAUAUUGAAGAAGGAGAAUGCAGUCCAGUCACCCUAGAGAAGGUAUUGGAGUUUACAUCUGGAGCUUCAACAGUGCCUCCACUGGGAUUUCCACACCGUCCACAAAUUCAGUUCCUUCAUGAGGGCAACAGAAUCUUCCCAGAAGCAAAUACUUGUAUUCUUGUACUCCGCCUGCCACUGCACUCUUCCUAUGAAGCCUUCAAACAACACAUGAUUGAGGGAAUUUUGCAAGCUCCAACCUUUGGACUUGCAUGAUGUCACUGUGUGUAAA